Molecule: messenger RNA, 699 nt
Organism: Procambarus clarkii (red swamp crayfish)
Lineage: Eukaryota; Metazoa; Arthropoda; Malacostraca; Decapoda; Cambaridae
Source: RefSeq, a predicted model, not a curated record
AUGACUCCUCAGAGGUCUAAGAUGAGUUCCCUAAUGUUUAAGAUGAUGCUUGAAGUUAUGAAUCAUACCGAUAGUAGUUUACCUAUAGAUGAGCGUUUGAGUCAAAGUUCUUUGAUUACACUUCCUUGUGAGGACCUUCAGGCCAAGUCCCUCCCUUGUGAGGGCCUUCAGGCCAAGUCCCACCUUUGUGAGGGCCUUCAGGCCAAGUCCCACCCUUGUGAGGGCCUUCAGGCCAAGUCCCACCCUUGUGAGGGCCUUCAGGCCAAGUCCCUCCCUUGUGAGGGCCUUCAGGCCAAGUCCCACCCUUGUGAGGGGCUUCAGGCCAAGUCCCACUCUUGUAAGGGCCUUCAGGCCAAGUCCCUCCCUUGUGAGGGCCUUGAGGACAAGUCCCACCCUUGUGAGGGCCUUCAGGCCAAGUCCCACCCUUGUGAGGGCCUUGAGGACAAGUCCCACCCUUGUGAGGGCCUUCAGGCCAAGUCCCUCCCUUGUGAGGGCCUUGAGGACAAGUCCCACCCUUGUGAGGGCCUUCAGGCCAAGUCCCUCCCUUGUGAGGGCCUUGAGGACAAGUCCCACCCUUGUGAGGGCCUUCAGGCCAAGUCCCUCCCUUGUGAGGGCCUUGAGGACAAGUCCCACCCUUGUGAGGGCCUUGAGGACAAGUACAUUCCUGGUGAGGACCUUCAUCUGACUGUUCUCAUUUGA